Ilyonectria robusta is the source of this 719-nucleotide messenger RNA. RefSeq lists its product as uncharacterized. The transcript has a single exon. NCBI's taxonomy places the organism in Eukaryota, Fungi, Ascomycota, Sordariomycetes, Hypocreales, Nectriaceae. Bases 248 to 565 code for a protein of 105 amino acids. The record is from RefSeq and is a predicted model, not a curated record.
UGACUCCCUGGAGCCCUGGUGUUCCAACAUGCCUCCAAUUCCACAUUACCUUUCUUGCGUGCGUCACCCAGGUCGUCACCCCCGCUCUACACUUCGUCCUUGGCAGCUUGAGAUAUAACCAAGCGUUUGAGACGAAGGUACGUCUCGCUGAUAUCAUGGCUGGAACAGUAGACGAUGACGCGCUCGGAGGAUUGUCGAGUCCGGAAGAAGAAUGAGAAAUAGUCCCUAUUAGGUAUAAGAGGCAGCAAUGAUAAUGAACAUUAGUCGCGAUAGCGCACUGGUGCUGCUGCUCACGUUAUUAGGAAUCAUGCCUUCGCCGGCAAUAAUCCUUUGUCACUUUUCCAGACCCAACCUGGAGGCACGCCUCCAAGCUUGUCCAUUCGCCUGCCUAUACUUUCCGAGGUGUAUACGCAUGUACCCAACAUACCCACUCAAACAGUACCGCGUCACGCUCGUACCUCCAGCGCUGCUAUCAAUCCAAUUUUUCCCAAUUCAAGCUCAAUCAAUCCAACUCAAUUCGGUAAAAGAGGAAUUCAAGUCAAUCGAAUCUGAUGGCCUCAAUUAAUUGAAUUAAUUCAAUCCGGAUAGGGGUUUUGGUGAUAACACUGCUGAAAUGUGUAAAGAUGGCCUCUCUGACGGCGGUUUUUUAAGGGCGUCCUGUAAACGGCCUCUAGUAACUGUAUUCCAGCUAUCUAGCCCAGGAUGCUAUUUACAUCAAA